Molecule: messenger RNA, 5760 nt
Organism: Oreochromis aureus
Lineage: Eukaryota; Metazoa; Chordata; Actinopteri; Cichliformes; Cichlidae
Gene: slc24a4b
Product: solute carrier family 24 member 4b
Exons: 17
Coding region: 775-2616 (613 amino acids)
Biological process (GO): intracellular calcium ion homeostasis; calcium ion transmembrane transport
Cellular component (GO): membrane
Molecular function (GO): calcium channel activity; calcium, potassium:sodium antiporter activity
Source: RefSeq, a predicted model, not a curated record
GUUGUUUCUAAAGUGGACAGUGAAGAGAAAGAAGGAGGAGGAUCUUUUUUCCCCCCACUGGCUGUUUACACAUGCAGUACUCAGGAAAGUUAAAGGAGCCCAGUUUCAAUGUAGGGGAUGAAGGGCACAGAGUAGGAGGGAAGCUGAUGGUCCUCUCUCAUUAUCAGCACGGUUUUCCUGCACUGAGGAGGACUUCAUGCGGAGGGGGAGGCGCCCAAGCGAGGCGAGCGGCACGACUGCUGCCUGAAUUUAACAAUUAACCUUGAUGAACACGGAUUGCUUUCACUUAACAGGCGCAGGUGCGUGUGAUUUGCAAAACGGCGCAGCUGAGCGAUUCCACGUUUGUGACUGAACACUGACGCAUUUUAUGCUAAACACAGAAACUACAGGCUGCCACGGAUAGAUAAUAGCAAGCUGAUUUUUUUUUUUCUCUCUCCACGGGACAGGAUGCAGGUUGCAAUAGGAACCCAACCGACACACGUUCUUUAGCAGAAUCCGAAUUCAGGGGCGCCACUGAACUGAUUUGGAGACAUAUCGGAAUUUGACCGCCUUGUCAUUGCCCAGUCACCAGUCCCGGGCAGCUGAACGGCAUCAUCUCAGCAUCGGAGACAAGAAGAGGGGGGAAAACUGUCCGCUUUACUACUCUCCAUCUGCGCACUGGACGGCUUGAAAUGAGGGUCACAUCCCGGUUGUGUUCAGUGUGAAGAGGCAAGCGAGGUGGCAGUUUCUUCGGCUCAAGGACGCAAAAAGUGGCCGCCGGCCGAGGUGCGAAGCAUGGAGCAGCACGACACUGACACCGCGACCCCCUCAAAAAAGACAAUAAUUGCGAAGAUAUUUAAAGUUCGCAAGAGGAGGGAGAUGUUAUUCGUGCAGGUCUGCUUUAUCUGCAGUGUCCUGUUCGUAGCGUGGAGCAUGUCGGCACUACUGACCAAGACAGGCCAUGGGAUGAUUGUGGAGGGACAUCCCGACCAUGAAAUCUGGGGGAGACGGCUAAUGGCUUCAGUACCAGAAAAUGAAACUGAGGAGAAGAACUGUUCAGCGCCAGCAAUACACGAGUUCCCCGACGACUUUUUCACCAACAAUGAACGGAAGAGUGGAGCCAUUAUGCUGCACAUUGUGGCGGCUCUUUACAUGUUUCUGGCACUUGCUAUAACAUGUGAUGAAUACUUUGUGACAUCACUGGAGAAGAUCUGUGAGAAACUAGAUCUAAGUGAAGAUGUCGCAGGAGCCACCUUCAUGGCAGCUGGCAGUUCUGCACCAGAGCUUUUUGCAUCUGUCAUCGGUGUCUUCAUCACCCACGGUGAUGUGGGGGUGGGGACCAUCGUUGGCUCAGCAGUCUUCAACAUCCUAUGCAUCAUUGGUGUCUGCGGGAUCUUUGCUGGACAGGUGGUGAUGCUGACCCGGUGGGCUGUUUUCAGGGAUUCCUUCUAUUACAUCCUGUCUGUUGUGGCUCUGAUUGCAUUCAUCUAUGAUGAGAAGAUAGUUUGGUGGGAGAGUUUGGUGCUGGUGCUCAUGUAUGCAGGAUACAUCCUCGUCAUGAAAUUCAACUCCAGCAUGCAGAAGUUUUUCAUGGGAAAGUCAAACAAAAAAAAUGUGGCAAAUGGCAACGCGGCAGCCAGCAGUGAGAUGGAGGACGGUAAUACUAGUUAUGGCUAUGUUUGGGAUGACGACCCGUCAUCGCCUUUACUUCCAGUCAAGCCUAGCAAAGCUUACAGCCGUGGCUCUGUGGUGAUGGUGGAUGAGAUCAUGAAUGCAAGCCCUUCAAAGUUCAGGUUCCCAGAGGCUGGCCUCCGUGUCAUGGUGACCAGCCAUUUUGGACCCAAGACCCGCCUGCGCAUGGCCAGUCGCCUCAUCAUUACAGAGCGCCAGAAGUUGAUGCAAGCUGCCAAUGGUGUGGAGACGCAAGUGAUCGACGGGAAGGUUGAAAUCGAGAAUGGAAACGUGCCAGAAGACAAACCCAGCGAGGUGGAGGAAAAUGACACCAUCUCACCUUUUCAUAUUCCAAGGGGUAUAGGCAGUAAGUUCAAGUGGCUGAUCUCGUGGCCUCUCCUCCUGCUGCUGUUCUUUACGGUCCCAAACUGUGCCAAGCCUCGCUGGGAGAAAUACUUCAUGCUCUCUUUCAUCCUGUCUACUGUCUGGAUUGCAGUCUUCUCCUACUUUAUGGUCUGGAUGGUGACCAUAAUCGGCUACACUUUGGGAAUUCCUGAUGUUAUCAUGGGCAUUACUUUCUUGGCGGCAGGAACCAGCGUCCCAGACUGCAUAGCUAGUCUCAUCGUGGCUCGGCAAGGUUUGGGAGACAUGGCAGUGUCCAAUACCAUUGGCAGUAAUGUCUUUGAUAUUCUAGUGGGACUUGGGGUUCCCUGGGCGAUGCAGACCAUGUGUGUUAGCUAUGGAUCAGUGGUGAUGAUUAACAGUCGGGGGCUGCUUUACUCGGUGGUGCUUCUCCUGGGCUCUGUGGCCCUCACGGUGCUGGGGAUACACUUGAACAAGUGGCGGCUGGAUUUGAAGCUGGGCGUGUACGUCCUCAUCCUGUAUGCCGUUUUCCUCUGCUUCUCUAUCAUGAUAGAAUACAACGUCUUCACUUUUGUCAACCUUCCCAUGUGUAUGGAGGAGUAGAGCACAGCAGCAUGCCUCGAAUACCAAAACCUCAAGGCUCCCAUAGCAACCCUCAAUUUUCUUUUCUACAAUAACACGGACCUAUCACAGACUGUUCUCCUCCUCCUUUGCACUCUCUUCUUUGUAAACCUUUUGUCCCAAAUAUGAAUCUAAUUUACUUACGAGGCAGUAAGCUGUAAGAAUGGACGCCAUUCUACGUCUCGAAUUUGUCUCCUUGUCACACAGUGCCGGUCCUUAAUGCCCGUUAUUUGGGGCAUUGCCUGUUACUGCAGUAAAGUAUUUAGUUCCUCUGUGCGCCUGCUAUCUUUCUACCCAUCUAGCAUGCCUUUAGAUGUUGGGGACCUCCAGAAAUCAUAAGUGCCCCUGUUAAUUGUUGGUGUGUUUUCAAUGUUCACGUUGUAGAGAUUCACACACCAUUUCCAAAGCCUUUCCACAAACCAAAAGAGUCUGUCAAGGAAAAAAGGAAAAAAAAUUAACAAACCACAAACCUUGAUCCCAAUCUAAACCCUCACAGAGAGAGGGAGAGUUUUCCUUGAAGUCAUUCCUAAAGAUUUACCAAUUACCCAAGAACCCAAAGACUCACUUGCUCUUCAGCUUUCUGGAGGAGGGUCUUGUCCUUGGCAGCUCCCCUCCUCCAGCUUGGACCUGACUCUCCUGGCAUGGCCUUUGGCAUGAGGGAGCAGUUACUGUUAGUGCUUCACUUCACUCACUCGCCAUGUGCAACUCCCCAACCCUCUUCUGCUUGAUCAAAUCUUUGUUUUCUUAAAAAAAAAAUAAAAGACCUUUUUGUCUGGACACUUUGUGUCAAGUUGUAUCGCAGUCCAGAUCCGAUGACUGUGAGAGGUGUUAUGCAUAUGCAGCACUGCACAAUGUAAAUUUGUAAACACUUUUUUUGUAUUUUUUUCAAAACAAGGUUUUGUCUAGUAUGAAAUACGCAAGAGAGCUUGUUGCAAAUAUUGGACAUUGCCUGUUUUUCACUGAAACAAAUUGCACAUGGAAAUGCUUUUUGUUGCUUUCUGCUGUAAGGAGAUUUGACCACUCAGAGGUACUGGCUGGCAGUGGCGACUCCACUCCAGCUUUAUUUUCGUUUAGCGACGUGUCAUUCAACUUUUCCCUCCGCACAAGUUCAGAAAGAAAAACAGACGACUGGCUCCACAUCUGUGUGACGCAUCCGAUCUUUCUCAUCAGGUGGCGUUCUCAUUUUGAGACUGCAUCCGCAUGAUGAUAUUUGUUCCAAAAAAAACAAAAAAUGCAAAGAAACCAGAUGGUUCUCAACACUGUCUGCUAUAUCACCUUCUGGCCAGUAGGGACUACUGCAGCUCCUCUACCCAGGGCAGAGGGGGGCAACCACAGGUGUCAGUUAUCAGGGAAACACAGAGGUGGAGAUGGUGAUGGUCUCUUGAUUUUGAGUUACAUGUAGAUACUGCACUUUAACAGCCGUCCUCUCAUUCUGAAUCAACUAGUGCUUCCUUAUGUGCGUGUGUAUUUUCAGUGUAUAAGUGUCCGUGUGACUGUGUGCGUGUGUGCCAGAGAACAUUGAGUGCAUGUGUGCGGGCCCACGCUACGUUUCUCACACCGGACUCUAAAACAGACCGGGACCUCGUUAACAACAUGAGCACACCUGUCUGCAGUGCAUGCUGGGACAUCUAAAGCAGCUCCUCCACAGCACAGCGAAAGGCUGGGGGGCCUCUGGGCGUCUCAACGGACGCCGCCCUGCCCACUUUUACAAAAAACGGCAGCUACGAGCCACACUGCAAUCCAGACAUUUUGACAUCAUGCAAAAAUGCCUGUGAGGAGUCCGCAAGUGAGGCGCAGAGACUUAAAAACUGUUCGUGGAGAGUGUUAAGUGUUGAAAAUAUCCCUCUGCCCCAUUGUUGGCAGCAGGCACUUGUAUAUGCAAUCUCAAUGUAAAGAAUUUUUGUGACAGAAGGACCCCCUCCCCCCUGCAAGAAUGCCAUAUAAGGAUGGAGGGGGGAACCUUGAAGAUGUGAUGUCAGUUUGUCUACUAGUACUUGAUGUGUGAGCUCACAAGUGUGUUUGUGACAGCUGAGGAACUCAAAGGAUGGAAGUGUCUGGAGCAGUGGCUUUGUGGGUAGUCUGGUGUCUCUUCUUACACACAAUCCUUUGUCGUCUUUCUCCACUCGCAUUAACUCUCUGGCAACCCUGGCUCGAGGAGGUCAGGGGCAGCAGCGAACACAGGAUGGUGGCAUGAAUGGCUUUUCUCAGUGGGUUUUUUUUUCUUUUUCUUUUCAAAAUUCCAGAGUGAGAGCAGGCUUUAAAGGAUUUUUUUUUUUUUUUUUUUUUUUUUUCCUCUCUUAAAAAAGUCAAACCCACCUCAAAAGCUGCUAGUCUGUCAGGGUUCAAUGACUGUGGAUCAGCUGGAGGUGGUGACCACACAGGGAGUUCGCCAAUCACCUACCUUACAACAAUCCUCUGACCCUCCCAACAUUUUUAGUGGCAACUCUGUACAUAUAUACAUAGCCGCUGUUUUCUUUUUUAAUUUAGAUUUUUUUUAUGCUUUCUUUGAAGAAGGCAUGUUUGUACUGUACUUGAGUUGAUUCAGAAUGUGCAGUAUUUAACUUUUUUUUUUUUUUCUCUGUGUAUAGUUGCUGUGGUCUUUGCCCACUUAAGUGGUAAGGACACACCAGGGUUAAACACUGCUCAUCUGUUUGUUGGACACAGCGUCCAUUCUCCUUAGUUUCUGAUCUUUUUUUCUUUUUUCUUUCUUUUUUUUUUUUUUUUUUUUUUAAAUGGAAGAAGGGGGGAGGGGCGAAAGUAGACUUCAGAGGCCAUAUUUGUUGUAGCUCUGCAAAAAUCCAGAUUGUAUGGAAAUCCUGUGUAGGGGAAAAAUAAGUGCACAAACUUUCAGGCACACACUUAACAGACUGAGACGACUGGUGUGUAUUUGACUGAAUGCGACCUGAUGCACUGUGAGCUCAAUGUGACGUGGGAGUUGUUUGUCAAGAGUAAUAAUGAUUAAAAAUAUAUUUAAUGUAAAGUUAGUUACUACAAAACGUUACUGAGGACAUCUGUAUAACUUAUAUGAAUGUAUUGUCUUGCUAUACUGGACAUAUCCAAUCAAUGCAUUUUACUGUAAAGCAAUAAUGUGAGGAAAAAAAAUAAAAUGGCAAAAUAAUUCCUGUA